GUCCGGAGCAGCUGGCUGCGUACACGUACUACCUGGCCGCUUUCGAGCAGCAGCAGCAGCAGCAGCAGCAGCAGCGGGAGCAGUCGACGCCUGUGCAGCCGGAGGCCCAGGUGCCGCAAGCGCAGCCACAGCAUCUCCAGCUGCCCCCGCUCCCGCUGGCGCAUCCGGACCAGCCAACCCUGCAGCUCGAGCAGCACCAG
Molecule: messenger RNA, 200 nt
Organism: Prorocentrum cordatum
Lineage: Eukaryota; Dinophyceae; Prorocentrales; Prorocentraceae
Source: the annotation of a GenBank genome assembly